AUUUUUUUAACAAGCAUUUCUCUUUAAUAUGAUUUUAGAAAACGUACAUAAAAUAUACGUCUCACUCAGUUCUUGUGCAGGGUAAAACAUGCUGAUUGUACUUUUUUUCUUCUCUCGCACGCGGAUAGAUGACUGAUAAUUGAAAAAAAAAAAUCAUUUGAUCUCGGGUGAUUGGAGGGUAGAAGGCACGGAAGAAAGGAGAAGGUUAACCGCACCUUCAUCUCGGUGCACAGACGCAGAGGUAAGGCAGCAGGCGAGGGUGUGAAUUACUCCGCGAUGCGCGUAAAUCGGUAGCUGAACCUUCGAGCGAGGCACAUGUCACUCGUACACGUUUUAACGGGGAUCUCCUGUGACGAAUGCGGCGUGUGCGUUCUUUGCGUAUGUGUGAGUGUGUGGGUCUCAAUCGCGGCAACUUUUCGCGUGAAAACCGCCAUCGAGCCGCACUUGGCCGCACGCGACGCGCGUUGCAACACGAAAUAUCGCGCAAGCUGUAUAACUCGCGCGUUGCAGCAAAUUAAUACUCCCUUCGCUGUGCCGUCGGUGUUAAAAUACGUGUUCGCGGUCGGUUGGGCUCAUUGUGGGCGCCAGCGACGAGCGAUCGUCGACCACAAAGUCGCAAACCGGAGCGAGGAUUUCUACAGGCAGAUUACAAACUCGAUCGAGUCCCUCGCGCGAAUACCUGUUGCCAAUAAUCGCGCCGAUUGACUUUCUCAUUUAACGAGAAACCCUUGAAUUGAAUUUAGCGGCCGGCACAGCCUUUAACGCGCAAGAGAGUUGAAUCGAGUCCUUUAUUUGAUGCGAACGGAAUCGAAGCGGGAAAGAGCUUUUCUUAUCUCGACGACAUAUGAUUUAGCAUAAGCAACUUUUCCCGCUUUCACUUUUCCAAAAUUUGUAAGAAUUCUGAUCGAGGAAAAAGAUCGCAGUGCUUAUAAUGAAUUAAAGAGAUAAAAACUUGGUCUGAAAACAAGAAUAAAUUUAUCAAAUAAAAGACCAAUUCAGUGCAACCUAAUUUGUGCCUAAUUUCGGCCACGACGUACAUUCCUCGCAUUCCGCCAAAGACUUGUAAUUAACGAUCACGUCGAUAAUUUCAUUUAUUGAAUAUUCAUCUCAUUUUUUUUUGAAUCUGAAAAUGUAAAAUCGUGGCGAGACCGCCACCCUCUAACGAAUUAAAAAAUCUUUUUGCAUACGUGCGUUUUCUCGUAGGAUGACCCCAUAUCUAACUACGAAUCAGCCGAUCCGAUGCGAAAGAACGCUGGUUCCCCCUAAACGCGAGGUCCCCCCGUUUCCCGAGAGAGCUACGAGAACAAGUCCCGGCUCGUUCCCAAGGCGGGGUACACGCACGUGCCGAGAGAAAUAAGAAUUCCCUUUUGCGCUGCAAUAGAGUUGCACUGUUAGGCGGUGUGUGGGAUCGUCGUGCGGUGCGCGGCGCGGCUCGGCGGGCCGCGCAAAGGCCGCCCAAUUAAUUAAGAUAGCUCCUAGACACACACGCUAGAUCGAUAGGGACCGGCCGCGAUAAAGACUGGCGAGGGUCUCAGACUUCAGGGAUGUUGCAGUGCUGUGGUGUUGGAGGUGGCGCUUCCACGGCACCUCAGGCUCCGCAGCUGCAGGGUACCGGAUCCGCUGUCGGGGCUACCACCUCCACGAGAACCACUAUCAUGCAGGACGCAGUUCUCGAAUCCAUCCUGGAGCAAAUGCGGGAGACGGAAGCCCGGCGAGCGGAGCUGGAGAGGCAGCAUGCGGACGCACAGAACCAGUUGCGGGAGAAGAUAGCAGGACGCUAUCAGGGCCCGGAAUCGAUCGAGGCGUUGCAAUCGAAGAUCCGGGAGCUUGAGAAGAAGACCGAGUUGCAGAUGGUGAAACACGAGGAACUGUCGCUGGAGCUGACUAGUCUGAGACGUGCGCGUAGCAGAGGACCGGUCGCGGGGCAUGUCACGUCCACGAGUAUCCCGACAUCCACUUGGCCACCAGCCGGCUCCGAGAUCGAUAGAAUCAUCGCCAAGAUCGAGCAGGAUAAUAGUGUUAGAGGAAUGUUGCACGAAUUGGACCAUGCGCGGGGCGCGAUAACCACGCAACAACCCUUGGCUACGCAGGGAAUCCUCAGGUCCAGCUCGGAGAAUCUUCCCAAUCUCGGCCAGCAUCAUCCGCCUCAUCCGCACGCCCUCAACCUCGGGAUGUCUACUCAGAUGGGUCAUUACGCAGGUUCACCAAUGCCAUUAACGCCGAUGAUGCCUGGUUGUCCUCCACUGACGCCGAACGGACCACCAUAUCACUACAGUGAACCGAUACCGCCGGCGCCGUCACUCUCCAGCAGUCAGUCGCAGCCUGCUUUCCAACAGAAAAUUCAACAAUAUCAACAGCAACAACAGUCGCAGCACGAAAUGUCGAGUUCUCAUUCUCAAAGCGCUCUACCAUCCCAACAGAAACAGCAACAAACGCACACCUCACAUUUCACAAGCAAUCAGUACCAGGAGAGCUAUCCACACACGCAAACGUAUCAACAGCCGCUUCAGCAACAGCAACAACCACAACAGCCGCAACAACAGCAGCAGCAUCCGGCCUCGACCACGUACCUGACUUCGGCUAGCCAGAGCGUGAUACCUCACUAUACACAGCCUGCCCAGACUGCCCAGAAUUAUCAGUUGAAUGGGAGUCAACAGGUGUGUCGUCAAUUAUUCAAUCAUGAUUACUUUUUUAUAAGCAGGCAGAGCCUGCGCGCCAGUUCGCCGACUGCACCUGGUACCGCAACCGGCCAUCACUUUCUUGGUCCUAGGCAAAUGCCGAAGAUUCCUACGAGUAUAUUGACGAAUCCCCUGGACCGACUAACCAAUCCCGAAGACAUUGUAUCUGAAGGUCAAGUGGACAUGUUAGACGUGCCCGGCAAGGGCAGAUGUUACGUUUACAUAGCCCGCUUUAGCUAUGAGCCCUUCCAACACUCGCCGAACGCGAAUCCGGAAGCGGAAUUGCCGGUCCAAGGCGGCGACUAUCUUCUGGUAUGGGGCCAGCCUGAUGAGGAUGGCUUUCUGGACGCAGAAACACUUGACGGUAGACGCGGUCUGGUACCAGCUAACUUUGUGCAAAAAUUAGUUGGCGAUGAUCUGCUGGAGUUCCAUCAAGCAGUUCUCGGUCUCAGGGACGUGGACGAUUCCGCCUCGACGAAUAUCCCUCAAUGCUAUCUGCAAGAUAUUGAUUUAGAAUUAGCUGCAUUGGAAGAAGGUAACCGGAAUCGUCAAGCAGAGCUAUCUGCGUACGCAGAACUCGACAAUAUUGCAGAGGAGGAUGAGCAAGAGCCGCCAGAAGUCUACAUGUUUUCGGACCUAGUUCCGGCGCCGCAGCACCUCACACUCGAGCGGCAACUCAACAAGAGCGUGCUGAUCGGAUGGACCGCACCUGAGAACACGCACCAGCUCGAAUCCUAUCAUGUCUACGUGGACGGCGUGUUGAAGGUCACGGUGAAGGCUACCGAGAGGACUAGGGCUUUGGUGGAGGGAGUCGACUCUACGCGGCCGCAUAGGAUAAGCGUGCGCUCGGUCACGCAUUCGAGAAGGACGUCGCGUGACGCCGCCUGCACGAUGGUAAUUGGUAAGGAUGUCGCGUUAGGUCCCACCGCCGUCAAAGCGUCGAAUGUCACAGCAACUAGUGCCGUAAUAUCUUGGCUACCGAGUAACAGCAACCAUCAACAUGUCGUAUGUGUAAACAACGUGGAAGUGAGAACCGUGAAGCCGGGUGUCUACAGACACACUAUCACCGGUCUAGCUCCAUCGACGAUAUACAGGGUGACCGUCAAAGCGAAGAAUCUGCGGGCGACGCAUUUUGAGGACCAAAAUGCCCAGGCGGCAAACAACCUGGCCUGUCAUGUCCACUUUAAAACAUUGCCCAAGGGAUUGCCGGAUCCUCCGGUCGAUAUCCAGGUGGAGGCUGGACCGCAGGACGGCACUUUGCUAGUGACCUGGCAGCCUGUUGCCCUAAACGGUUCGGCCGUCACCGGUUACGCGGUGUACGCCGAUGGUAAGAAGGUCACCGACGUCGACAGCCCCACCGGCGAUCAUGCGCUCGUUGAUAUACAUAAACUCAUGGGUCUUAAUCCAAAACACAUCACCGUCAGAACUAAGAGCAGGGAAAGUCAAUCGGGAGAUAGUUGCGCAACUGCGAUACCUUGCAGUGUACUUCGCGGUGGUUCCACUACUCACAUGCCGCCAUCCCAUGGUGGACUUCCACACAUGGUGGACCAACGACAACCGCAACAAUCGACCAUGGGUCCCCAACAGGAUGAUCCUAAUCGUCAUCGCAUGACUGCUGGCGUAAGUCAGCGAUACCCGAACGCACCCGUGCCCUCGCACAUGCGACGACACGUUGGCACAAGGGUAGACGCUCACGGUCAGGUGAUCAUCGAGACAGACGAAAAUCUCUCUGACAAGGAGAUCUAUCCCGGACAGAGCAUUUCUCAAAUGGGAAUUCCGGAAAUCACAAAAGAUUCUGCGAGCGAAGCGAAUAGUGAGGAGGACGAUCCCUCGCGAAGAUCGCGGGGAAUGCCACCACAGCAUCACGGUCUACAUCAUCGAUAUGGUCCCCAAAUGGAUCCUCAGAGCCCGCCUGGAGCGCAUAGAUCUCCUAGCAUGGGCGGUCCCAGCGGUAGAUCACAAGAUCCUUAUUAUGAUCAAGCGGGAUCUCAAAGAGGAAGAGGACCGGUCUACCGUGGUGGACGAGCACAAGCUCAAGGAGGAGUGAGUCAUCCACCGAUCGCAGCUCAACAAAUGAAUAAAAGACCACGGUGGUUCGUAGCAUUAUUCGAUUACAAUCCUACAACCAUGUCACCGAAUCCAGAUGCGUGUGAGGAUGAAUUGACAUUUUCAGAAGGCGACAUUCUCAAGGUAUAUGGUGACAAAGAUCCUGAUGGUUUUUACUGGGGCGAAUUUCGUGGUAGGCGAGGAUAUAUUCCUUAUAAUAUGGUAGAGGAAAUUAAAGAACCGCCAGGUCAAGGUCAGCCUGGUAGGAGAGGACCUACGCAAAGUGAGAGAUGGGGAGACAUUUAUGCAAGCAUGCCUGUGAAAAAGAUGAUAGCUCUCUAUGAUUACGAUCCUCAUGAAUUAUCUCCUAAUGUUGAUGCUCAAGUCGAAUUAACAUUCCAAACUGGAAAUGAGAUCUAUGUCUAUGGCGACAUGGAUGAUGAUGGUUUUUAUAUGGGCGAGUUGAACGGCGUGCGCGGUUUGGUACCGAGUAACUUCCUCACUGAAGCACCUGGACAGAAUCAGGGACAACCGCCACAGGGUAGCAGACGACCCGGCGGUCAAAGUCAAGGGCCGGGUGCAAGAGGACCACCACCACCACCUCGGGAACCACCCCCGGCUGGUCUCCGACGUGGCAAAGAUGCCUGCAUUGUGCCUGUGUCUGUCCCUGUCUGUCACUUAGACUCUAGACAACUACAACAACAACCAUCACCAUCACUAAUGAACAACCAACAACAUCAACUACAACAUCAAAACAAUCCACCGCAUCUAGCCUACCAACAAGCGAAUCACCACAGCUACACGACCGUAACCACGUCCAAUCAGCAUGGGCCCAGUCACUUGCCACCCGGCGGCGGUGUUAUGGGUGCCCAUCAGCAAGGUCCCGUACCGCCCCACCUUCAGCAACAGGGGAAGGGGAGGGGCGGCGUGGUCAAUCGGAUCGCUGGUAGUAACAUGCCAGGUAUGCAGGGCUCGGGCCAGCAAUUCCAGCAGCAGCAGGAUUAUCAGGGCCAGCAGCAGCCGUAUCAGCAGCAGCCGAAUCAACCAUACCAGCAGCAGCAGCAACCUAAUCAAGGAUAUCCGCAGCAAUCGACGCAACAGUUUCAACAGCCGCAGCAACAGCAGCAACUGGGCCAAUCGUUCGGGCAACAAAAUCAACAGGGCGGGAUGGGCGGUCCUCAGAGCGCCAGCAAGCCUAUGAGAGGAAUCCCGGCGGUGCUGCCGACGGCGCAAUCCAAGACGCAACCCAACACGACGCAGGGUCAACAGCAGCAGCAGCAACCACAGCAACAAAGCACCGGGCCGAACCUGAUGCAGAAGUUCACCGAGAUGGCGGGCGCGAGCGCGGGUGGCGAUAUACUUUCUAAAGGGAAGGAGCUGAUCUUCAUGAAGUUCGGAUUGGGCAAGUGAGGAGGAGCGAUCGCUGACGACGUGACGGUGAUGACGAUAACGAUGAUAACGACGACGCGUUGUUGCGAUCGUUUCCGUUUCGUUCUUCUCGCGCUCGACGUCCGCGUUUGCACGCAGAUCAAUCUUACCGAUUGUGAGCUGCGUAACUCAGUAUUAUGAUGAAAGGUUAUUCGACAGCGGAAGAUACGUAACGAAGGCGCGAGAUCCUGCCGAGUAUUGUUGCAGGGAGGACGAAAUAAGGAGGAGUGCGCCGCCAUCGCUGCUGCUGCUGCUGUUGCUGCUGCUGUUAUUGUUGCUACUCGCUAUUAAUAAUCGUUAAUUAUUACAAAAUAAAGAGAAACCAUCGCUGGACGAAUAUAACUGAUAUGAAGGAAGGGGAAAAAAGACGUUCGGUAGAGACCGCUCGAGAUGAAAAAAAGAACCGACGCCGAGAAUCGACAUUGACAUUCCAUCGAUCGAGAAGAAACGCGUACAAGAUUCAUCAAACUUCUUCUUAAUCCUCCUUUUCCUAAUCUUCUUCUACUAGUUUGUCUUCUUCUUCUUCACGCGACGAUAAGAUCCUCGAUCGGUGCUGCGCGGUUUAUUGAGAACAUACUUGUCGAUUGCUCGUCCGCCGGAUCGUCUUGGAAACUCCUAAUACAUAAGAUAAUUAAUGGAAUAUUAUCUGCGAAAUAUAUUACGAACGAGUAUCGCCAAGUUAUGUAAAAAUCGCAUAUCCACGCAACUAUUUCUUCCAAUCUCUCUUCGUCCUCUUUGCGUUAUUCGGAGCGCCGUUCGAUUCUCAGAAUGAAAAAUAAAUUUUUGUUGAAUGCGGAUUC
Pogonomyrmex barbatus (red harvester ant) is the source of this 6952-nucleotide messenger RNA. RefSeq names its product RIMS binding protein (gene Rbp). The record is from RefSeq and is a predicted model, not a curated record. Gene Ontology annotation, molecular function: protein binding. Lineage: Eukaryota; Metazoa; Arthropoda; Insecta; Hymenoptera; Formicidae. Gene Ontology annotation, biological process: neuromuscular synaptic transmission.